This is a messenger RNA of Opisthorchis viverrini, 5081 nucleotides long. RefSeq lists its product as hypothetical. Gene Ontology annotation, molecular function: protein binding; RNA binding; ATP binding. The record is from RefSeq and is a predicted model, not a curated record. Lineage: Eukaryota; Metazoa; Platyhelminthes; Trematoda; Opisthorchiida; Opisthorchiidae. The transcript has 24 exons. Gene Ontology annotation, cellular component: catalytic step 2 spliceosome; intracellular anatomical structure. The coding region runs from base 14 to 4870 and encodes 1618 amino acids. Gene Ontology annotation, biological process: spliceosomal complex disassembly.
UUUUUCGCGCACGAUGUUGGAGCGUCGUUCUAUCCUCCGUUUGAGCGAUACGGCCAGUGAGUUCGCAUUAUUUGGUGGUCAUUUUACCAUAACAUGUCUUGUGGGCCACCAUUUUGAAGUGCUUGGUCUCGCUGAGCUUGCCCACCGUGAGUAUCAAGCCGGGGAAUAUGAGAGAGCUGAGCAGCAUUGUAUGCAGCUGUGGAAUCAAGACCCGGAGAAUACUUCCACUUUGUUACUGCUUAGUUCGAUCCACUUCCAGUGUCGUAGGAUGGAGAGAUCGGCAUAUUUCAGUCAAUUGGCAAUCAAACAGAAUCCGCUUAUGGCGGAAGCGUACUCUAACCUCGGGAAUGUCUUCAAAGAACGUGGGCAACUGAAGGAAGCGAUUGAUAACUACCGGCAUGCUCUAAGUAUCAAGCCAGAUUUCAUCGAUGGAUAUAUCAAUCUGGCGGCCGCUCUAGUUGCUGCCGGCGACAUGGAGUCUGCAGUCAACGCAUAUGCCACCGCCUUGCAGUACAAUCCUGAUCUAUACUGCGUCAGAAGUGACCUCGGAAACUUGCUGAAAGCACUGGGGCGUUUGGACGAAGCGAAAAUCUUGGAGCGGGAUGGCAGCAUUCAAAAGGCCGAACCAAUGAUCAGGCUUGUAUCUGAGGAUCGCCCGUUAGAUGCGCGAAAGCUUGGUUACAGCGGAUCAGGGGUAGAGGUACGAAACAGGCUUCCACUGGGCACAAAUUCAGUCGACCCCAAACUCAUGGCCAAGCCGAUUGUGGUCAUAACCCCUUGUGCUCCAGAAAGCAGGCCGACGAAAUCAGCCGCGUCUCCGGACAGCAGUUUUCAUUCAACCACCACAGACCUCUCACUCACCAAAGGCAGUGAUGAUUUGGAGGAGGUAGUUCGGAGUACAAUAUCACACGACGAACUACCAGCUUUCAUCUCAGAAGCUUCUGCGGGGAUCGAGAAGCUUGAAGACGAUGCCUUUCGUCGUCUGGAGUAUUUCUCGCUUGUUUCGAAAGUGUGCACGGAGCUGACUAAUCAUUUGGGUCUGGAUGACAAAAGUCUUGCCGAAUUCGUUAUCCAUUUGGCGCGAAAGAACCAGACUUUCGACAAAUUUAAGGCGGCCCUGGUGAAGAAAGGUGCGGAGUUCACUGAUCCACUAAUCGCAAGCAUUUUACGCCUUGUGCAAAAAAUGUUACCUCAGAAAACAUCGAAACAGAAGAAAGAUAAGAAGAAGGCAGCAACAGCUUCUAUGGGUGCGGAAUCGACAGAACCCGGGGAGCGAAUGGUGGAUGAAAAGUUGGAGUUGAGGAAAAGGUUGUUGCCAGCGCUUUGUAUACCAAAUGAGGAUCCGAAUCAGAUGCAUUUCAAACACGAUGGGUUUGAACAAUGUACCACUGUAUCGGCCGAUCAGUCAGACACCAGCAGUUCGAGUUUCAUUCAUCCAGAUGAUGAGCACUUGCUCAAAGAGCCCGAAACAUAUGCCCAAAGAGAACGCAAUGAUGUUGAUGAACUGGCUGCUUCUGAUAUGCUCAAGGAUCUGGAACAACUGCUGAGUGGUGCCAAGGCAGAAUCUCUGGCUCCUCGCAAGAAAGCUAGGAGUCCCCGUAGGCGUGGUAGUCGCUCUCCGGAUAACCGAGGUGCAUCAUCAUCAAGACGCCCGACCUUGCCCGUUGAACCAGUUGUUGGUACAAUCUACACAGGACGUGUGACAAACAUAUUGGCCUUUGGUGCUGUCGUGCAGCUGGAGGGUUUGAGAAAGCGGUGGGAAGGAUUGGUACAUAUCUCCCAGAUAAGACAAGAGGGUCGCGUAGCCAACGUGAGCGAUGUAGUACAGCGAAUGCAGAAGGUCUAUGUCAAAGUGCUCUCUUUCACGGGUACGAGGACCAGUUUGAGCAUGAAGGAAGUAAAUCAAGAAACUGGAGAAGAUUUGAAUCCACGUGGACGUGGCAAGUCACCAUCCGGCCACCAGACAGACCCAGCGAAAGGCAAAAUGCGCAACGUAGACGAAGUCGAUAUAGAUGGAGCGAGGAAUCCAGAUCGUCCGGAUGCCGGCCUGUCCGCCUCGACUUUACUAUUUCGGCCGAGGAAAGAUGUGAUGGAAGAGGACUUGGACUCUGGCCCUAAACGAAAAGUGCAACGAAUCAGUAGUCCUGAGCGCUGGGAAUUGAAACAGAUGAUGUCCGCUGGGGUGAUUGAAAAAACAGAGCUUCCGGAUUUCGACGAGGAAACCGGACUUUUACCCCGAGAGGAUGAGGAGUCCGAUGAGGAUAUGGAGAUUGAACUGGUCGAGGAAGAACCGCCGUUCUUAAAGGGCCAUGGGCGGCAUGCGAUGGAUCUGUCUCCGGUUCGGAUUGUCAAAAACCCGGACGGUUCGCUGCAGCAAGCGGCCAUGAUGCGUCAGGCGUUGCAGAAGGAGCGUCGAGAAAUGAAGCAGCAAGAACGUCAGAGUCAAAUGAUGGCCGAACGCGAAGCAGCACCGGAGCGCAUGGGCAAGGACUGGCAUGACCCGAUGGGAGCAAGCUUGGAUGCAAAACCCCAGUUUGGCGGUCCUCGUUCCUCGGAACAGUUCAAAGACGUUCCAGAGUGGAAACGCGCCGUACAGGGCGGUACUCGGACGGGUGCGGUUGGCAAGAAAAUAGUUCGCUCCAUACUGGAGCAGCGACAGUCUCUGCCCAUAUUCAAACUGAAAGAUGAACUUUUACACGCCGUCAACGAUAAUAAAGUUCUCAUUGUGAUUGGUGAAACGGGCAGCGGAAAAACAACUCAGAUCACCCAGUAUUUGGCCGAGGCCGGUUUCACUAAUACUGGCCGAAUCGGAUGUACACAACCACGUCGUGUUGCUGCAAUGUCCGUUGCCAAGAGAGUUUCCGAAGAGUUUGGAUGUCGACUUGGUCAAGAAGUGGGUUACACCAUUCGGUUCGAGGACUGCACCGCUCCGGAGACCAAGAUAAAGUACAUGACAGAUGGUAUGCUUUUGCGUGAAUGUCUUAUCGACCCGGACCUGCGUCAGUACUCGGUAAUCAUGUUGGAUGAGGCACACGAGCGCACCAUCCAUACGGAUGUGUUGUUUGGAUUGUUGAAGAAGGCGAUUCAGAAACGGGACGAUAUGAAACUGAUUGUCACAUCGGCUACGCUGGACUCAGUCAAAUUCUCACAGUACUUUUUCGAAGCAGCCAGUAUCCACGUUAACAACUUUCGCACAAAACUACCGGGCUUAGUCGCCCUACGUGAGCCUAUUUUCAUUGCACCCGCCGCCUCCCAAGAAGGUCAUUUACCAUUCUAUCGACUUAUCUUCCUACUUCUUCAGCCUAUAUUCACCAUCCCUGGACGCACUUAUCCUGUAGAGAUUCUGUACAGUCUGGAGCCGGAAAAUGACUACCUGGAUGCUGCUCUAAAUACGGUGAUGCAAAUUCACCUGACAGAGCCGCCAGGCGAUAUUCUCGUCUUCCUCACUGGUCAAGAGGAAAUUGACUCGGGCUGCGAGAUUCUCUACGAACGAAUGAAAGCACUCGGUUCCGAUGUCCCCGAACUCAUUAUUCUCCCGGUAUAUGCCGCUCUGCCUUCCGAAAUGCAAUCACGGAUCUUCGAUCCGGCUCCGCCAGGGUCGCGUAAAGUGGUGAUUGCAACCAACAUUGCCGAAACCUCCUUGACGAUCGACGGUAUCUACUAUGUGAUCGACCCUGGCUUUGUCAAACAGAAGGUAUACAGCAGCAAGUCAGGCAUGGAUCAAUUGAUUGUCACCCCUAUCUCACAGGCUCAGGCCAAACAACGAGCUGGGAGAGCCGGACGCACGGGUCCCGGCAAGUGCUACAGGCUGUACACGGAACGAGCCUAUCGAGACGAGAUGCUUGCCACCAAUGUGCCCGAGAUUCAACGCACAAAUUUGGCCAGUACCGUUCUACAGCUCAAGGCCAUGGGGAUUAACGAUCUAUUGUCGUUCGAUUUCAUGGAUCCUCCUCCCUUACAGACUCUUGUUGCUGCUAUGGAAACGUUACACGGCUUGUCAGCACUGGAUGAUGAAGGUCUUUUGACGCGGUUGGGUCGACGGGUAUGUUUGGUUGAUCCUCGUACUUCUCUGUCUUUUGUCAUUGCCAUUGUCUUUCGUCAACCUGAAUGCUUCGCCUCAUUUCAGAUGGCUGAGUUCCCGUUGGAGCCAAUGUUAUCCAAAAUGCUCAUCAUGUCCGUGCAUCUGCAGUGCUCUGAAGAGGUUUUGACCAUUGUGUCGAUGCUGUCCGUUCAGAAUGUGUUCUACCGGCCAAAGGAAAAGACUGAAUUGGCUGAUCAACGUAAAGCGAAAUUCCACCAACCCGAAGGCGACCACUUGACUCUGUUGGCUGUGUAUAACGCGUGGAAAAACAACAAAUUCUCUGCCCCCUGGUGUUACGACAACUUUAUACAGGCGCGAACGCUCAAACGAGCACAAGAUGUUCGCAAACAGCUUCUUGGCAUAAUGGACCGGCACAAACUUGACGUGGUCUCUUGUGGGAAGAAAACUGCGCUAGCUCAGAAGGCGAUCUUAUCCGGUUUCUUCCGUAAUGCUGCAAAAAAGGAUCCACAGGAAGGCUAUCGCACACUGGUCGAUCAACAGGUCGUCUACAUCCAUCCUUCGUCAGCUCUGUUCAACAGACAGCCAGACUGGGUUGUCUAUCACGAACUUGUGAUGACUACGAAAGAAUAUAUGCGUGAGGUGACUACAAUCGAUCCCCGUUGGCUCGUGGAAUUCGCCCCGAAUUUUUUCAAAUUCGGCGAUCCGACAAAACUAUCUCGGGCAAAGAAAUCGAUGCGUAUCGAACCUCUCUACAGCAAAUUCGAAGAGAAGGAUUCAUGGCGAAUCUCUCGCGCUCCGAGAAAGUUCCACGUCAAGGUCACAUUUUGAUCAAAUGGAACCACUCAGAAUAUCUUUUGUACAGUUGUUUUUUCUGGAGUAUACAACUAAUCCGGCCUUUUUGUCCUCACUGUAAUGUUUUAACUCUACCUUGAUCUUUGCCACAAAAUUGAUUUGCUAAACUUUUGGUUCACUUUAUUCAUUUGGGAUUGUUCGUGUACAGUGAUGAGGAGACGCAUCUCCUCGGGUCGGCGUGAUCGCG